Molecule: messenger RNA, 487 nt
Organism: Fusarium graminearum PH-1
Lineage: Eukaryota; Fungi; Ascomycota; Sordariomycetes; Hypocreales; Nectriaceae
Exons: 6
Coding region: 130-405 (91 amino acids)
Molecular function (GO): acylphosphatase activity
Source: RefSeq, a predicted model, not a curated record
AUCGUCCCUAAUCAUAUACUACCUCGGCUUCAUCUCCAUUACUCGUGGUACCUCUUACAAUAGCUUCUGUAUCCUCGAACAUCAACACUACAAAACUACUAUCCAUCCCAUAUCCUACACCUCAUCAAUAUGUCAAAUCGAGUCUACUUCUCCGUUGAAGGGCGCGUCCAAGGUGUUGGCUUCAGAUACUUUACUCAGAAAAGAGCUCGAGAAUAUGGUGUGACUGGUUGGUGCCGAAACACAAAGGAUGGGAGAGUUGAGGGAGAAGCUCAGGCUAGCGAGGAGAUUCUUUCCAAGUUCUUCAAGGACGUGGAUGAUGGUCCGAGAUCAGCUCGGGUCACAAAGGUUUCACAGGAAGAGAGACAAAUCAUCGAGGGAGAGACUGAUUUCACAGUCACGCGUUGAAGAUGAGAUAGGAGCAGAACAGUAACAGAAGGGUAAGAAACACAGAUCGUAUGGAAUAAACACUACCUAAAGUAUUACCAUC